Messenger RNA from Drosophila virilis, 922 nucleotides. Its product is annotated as glutathione S-transferase 1-1. Gene Ontology annotation, molecular function: glutathione transferase activity. Gene Ontology annotation, biological process: glutathione metabolic process. NCBI's taxonomy places the organism in Eukaryota, Metazoa, Arthropoda, Insecta, Diptera, Drosophilidae. The record is from RefSeq and is a predicted model, not a curated record.
CUCUCAUUCUGUUACUCUCUCGAUGCAUGCCGUGCCCUAUCACAAUAUCUCACAUCAGUUGCCAAAAGUGCACGCCAUAAACAGGAAGGACGCAAUUGCAUUCAAAGAAAUUCCAGCUAUUUAAUCCGUUAUAGCCAACUAUAUAAGGACAAGAGCACAACAACACGGCAUAGUUCUAGUUAAUAUGCUGGACUUUUACUAUAUGCUAUACUCGGCGCCCUGCCGCUCGAUUCUGAUGCUGGCGCAGGCCUUGGGUGUGGAGCUGAACAGGAAGCAGGUGGACCUGGAUGCGGGUGAUCAUCUGAAGCCAGAGUUUGUUAAGAUUAAUCCACAGCACACGAUUCCCACGCUGGUUGAUGGUGACUUUGCCUUGUGGGAAUCACGUGCCAUCUUGCUGUAUCUGGUGGAAAAGUACGGCAAGGAUGAUGCACUCUAUCCCAAGGAUGCCAAGCAGAGAGCCUUGAUCAAUCAUCGCUUGUUCUUCGAUCUGGGCACAUUGUAUCAGAGCUAUGUCUAUUAUUAUUAUCCGCAACUGUUUGAGGAUGUCAAGAAGCCGGCCGAUCCCGAGAACUUCCAGAGGAUCGAUGCUGCUUUCGCUGCCUUCAACUCCCUGCUACAGGGCCAGAAGUAUGCGGCUGCAGAUAGCCUAACUGUGGCUGAUUUUGCGCUCUUGGCCACCGUCUCCACUUUCGAUGUGACUGGCUACGACUUCAGCCAGUACACCAAUGUGUCCAAUUGGUAUGAGAACGCCAAGAAAGAGUUGCCCGGCUGGGAGGAAAACUGGGAGGGCUGCUUGUACUACAAGAAAUUGUAUUUGUCGCAGCUAUAGCGAUUAUCCUUAGAUAUACCCUAUUGUUGCCAUGCACGCUCUAUCUGAAAUAGAAAAGAGUCAACGACUCUGACUACUUCGUCUUAUCAGUUA